GUUUAAUUUAUAAUUUGUAAAAUGACGGCGACCUAGACGGGAUGCCAUUGAUAUUAUAAUUGUUUUAAGUGAACACUAAAAGUUUCGGUGGUAUAAGUUACAUUGGAUAGGUUCUGUUCAGAGACUUUUCGAAUUAUAUACACACCGUGAUGAUGGUCACACGACUAAGUCAUGAACUCGGCAUCUGCCUUCGGUCGAAUGUUUGCCUGUGCCUCGUCUUAGUUGCUCUGGUGGUAUUGACGUCAGCACAUGAUUCAUUGGACAGUACACAGGGCUCACACGAACUCGACAUUGAACUUUUCCGGGAUUUGUGGAAUGCAUAUAUAUUGCCUAAACUUGAAAUGGACUUAAACAAAAGGUUAGAUAGUCUGCAAUCUGAUAGUGACUUGUCGGAGUCGUAUGGCUAUUUAGCAGAUCAUCAAAUCGAUCAGAUGAACGCUAAUCGACAAAAAAGGAAAAACUUCAUGGGAAUGGACAACAUGGACAAAAUGUUUGCCUCUCUGAACUCUAAGCCCCGUUUUAUGUCAAUGGAUAGCAGUUUCGGCAAUCUCCAGAACCUUCUACGAAAGGCCGGUCGCAAACGACGCUAGAUGCUAACAUCAACAACGACAACACCUACAAUCAAUUUAUUCACAUGUUGCAAUAUUGAAAUUUCAGUUGCAUUUUCAUUCAUUGUACGUCCAAACAUUAUCGACAUUAUUUCAAGGAUUAUGCACAAGACGUCGUUAAUCAACAUUUUGUGGUUGAAAUAACGUCAGCUUUCAAUUUGAUACAUCAAUAUAGAUAAUUGAAACCAUAAGACUGCUUGGAAUAUAAUUUAUAUUUAAGCAAAAUGUUAAUUGUUUAUUCAAAUGUAUAUUAAGGAUUGAGCAACUUAAUUGCUGGCACCAAUGUAUGUACAUGUGUUUAUUCUUUGAGGACAUUGGGGAAACUUUUUUGAUAUGAUUUAUUGAAAUGAUAAACUUAAAUUUAAAAGAAUAAGCAUAUUAAAACUCAAUUAAAAACAAUGUUAUGAAAUAACAGCCGACCGACGACGCAGCAAAUUGUCUUGAAAAUGCAAACAAAGAACACAUGGAACACGAAAAACAGCACAAGAAAUGUACAGUUGGUAUGUCAUUAAAUCAGAUAUCAUGGUUGAAAAUCAAUUAUAAAUGUCUCGAUCUCAACUUGUUAGUAAAUGUACGAAGCUAUUCAUGGGCAAAUUAAAUCUAAAUUUAA
Molecule: messenger RNA, 1218 nt
Organism: Mya arenaria
Lineage: Eukaryota; Metazoa; Mollusca; Bivalvia; Myida; Myidae
Exons: 4
Coding region: 150-590 (146 amino acids)
Source: RefSeq, a predicted model, not a curated record